Labrus mixtus (cuckoo wrasse) is the source of this 1402-nucleotide messenger RNA. It is a transcript of the gene trmt61a, whose product is annotated as tRNA methyltransferase 61A. The record is from RefSeq and is a predicted model, not a curated record. Gene Ontology annotation, biological process: tRNA methylation. Gene Ontology annotation, cellular component: nucleus; tRNA (m1A) methyltransferase complex. The transcript is spliced from 4 exons. NCBI's taxonomy places the organism in Eukaryota, Metazoa, Chordata, Actinopteri, Labriformes, Labridae. Bases 154 to 1053 code for a protein of 299 amino acids.
CACGUGUGCGGCUAAAUGAAUGGGAAUGUCAGUGCUGUUCCACAUGCACAUUUAUCGGCAUUCAAAGCUGGAAGGGUUUUUGUCGUUAACCGAACAAAGUUUGUUUUCGUUUGAACACUGAAGUCGAACAACUGACGAGUGCCAGUGCUCACCAUGAGUUUUGUGGAGUACUCAGACUGCAUUCAGGAAGGGGACAUCGCCAUCAUCUACCAGAGCCAUGACUCCAUGAUGCCCGUCAAGGUGCAGCAGGGCACCCAGACGCAGACACGCUACGGGGUCAUCCGCCACUCCUCAGACCUUAUUGGUCAGCGAUAUGGGUCCAAAAUCACCUGCAGCAAAGGCGGGUGGGUCCAUGUGCUUCACCCGACGGCUGAGCUGUGGACAGUCACCCUGCCUCACCGCACACAGAUCCUCUACACCACCGACAUCGCUACCAUCACCAUGAUGCUGGAGCUGAAGCCAGGGUCCAUCGUCUGCGAGUCGGGGACGGGCAGCGGCUCCCUCUCCCACGCCAUCCUGCGCACCAUUGCCCCCACGGGUCACCUGCACACCGUGGAGUUCCACCAGCAGCGGGCGGAGAAGGUGGCGGAGGAGUUCAAGGAGCACCGGGUGGAUCACCUGGUCACCGUCAGGAACCAGGACGUGUGCAAGGACGGGUUCGGAGUGACGGGGGUGGCGGACGCCGUGUUUCUGGACAUCCCGAGCCCGUGGGAGGCCGUGAAACACGCCAAGGCUGCUAUGAAGAGACACGGAGGUCGGGUGUGUUCGUUCUCCCCGUGCAUAGAGCAGGUUCAGAGGACGUGCGAGGCUCUGGUGGAUCAGGGCUUCGAGGAGAUCAGCACCCUGGAGGUCCUGCUCAGAGUCCACGACGUGCGAACCGUCUCCCUGCCUCUGCCUGAUUUCGGCCCCGACCCCUCGGCCCCAACUCAGCCCGACGGCACAGAAAAAACGACUCCAAACCAGACCUCCAUCUCCUUAAAGACCACCGUCCCGCCCAGAGAAAUCCCGGGUCACACAGGGUACCUCACCUUCGCCACCAAACCCAGAACCUAAACCUCAGUCCUGAUUCUUUCUUUUAUUUUCACCAGCGGUAAAUAGGACAUGAUUUAUAAUCCGCCUCGCUGUAUGUUAAUAAGACUCUCAUAAUCCAGCGGGGGUACCAGGUUCCUCCGGGUCCCGCUUGGCACUGCAGCACCGAGAGGAUUUACAGUCUUGCGUUACAUAAUUUGUAAAGCUCCUGUCCCUUGGCGCCCGUUUGUUUGCAUCAGGCAAGAGUGAAAAUGGAGGCAAGUGGAUUUCAUCAGAGGAGAAUAUACUUUAAGACUUUUUGAAUCGUGACUGAUUAGAUUCAUUCCCUUUUUUUUUUACAAACUCAGUUUUUAAUCAGUGCGGAGGGUUUUUU